This is a messenger RNA of Anopheles marshallii, 1362 nucleotides long. It is a transcript of the gene Hs6st, whose product is annotated as heparan-sulfate 6-O-sulfotransferase 1. The record is from RefSeq and is a predicted model, not a curated record. NCBI's taxonomy places the organism in Eukaryota, Metazoa, Arthropoda, Insecta, Diptera, Culicidae. The transcript has 5 exons. Gene Ontology annotation, cellular component: membrane. Bases 1 to 1362 code for a protein of 453 amino acids. Gene Ontology annotation, molecular function: heparan sulfate 6-sulfotransferase activity.
AUGAAGAAGGUAAUGAUCCCUUCGUUGGAUAUGAAAAAGAGCAUUUCCGUGAAGGUAGAUAGUGAUCUGACAUUGCUACUGUCCAGUGGAGUGUACGAAAUCAAGAAGAUGGAGCCCCGCUGGAGGUUCCGGCGACCGAUCAUCAUCUUCUGUCUGUUUCUCACCAUUGCCGGUAUCAUCGGCUUUGGUUACUACUGUCCGGAUCAGGUGUGCGCCCUUUCGCGCCGGGACGGUACCUCAUCGGCGGCCGGGCUCGGUAUGUCGGGCGGCAGUUCCGGCCUGGAGCUAACGGCCGGCUACGAGCACGACAAUCUCGGCAAACCGGUCCAGCAGAAUCUGCUGGCGAACCCGGGCCUCAGCUACGAGGAGGUGCUGAACGACGACUUCCAGUUCGACAUGAACGCGCACGACGUGAUGGUGUUUCUGCACAUCCAGAAAACGGGCGGCACCUCCUUCGGCAAACAUUUGGUGCGUGAUCUGGACCUGAAGCGCCCGUGCACUUGUCAGCGUAAAAAGAAACGUUGCUACUGCUUCCGACCGCACCGGAACGAGAACUGGCUGUUCUCGCGUUACUCCACCGGCUGGAAGUGUGGCCUACACGCGGACUGGACCGAACUGACCGGGUGCGUCGAUCAGGAGCUGGACAAGAACGAGGGCGAAACGGCCAAACGGCGCUACUUCUACAUCACGCUACUGCGCGAACCGAUCGCGCGCUACCUGUCCGAGUUCCGGCACGUGCAGCGCGGUGCCACGUGGAAAAAUGCCCGCCAUUGGUGUCUGGGGCGGCACGCAACGCCCGACGAGCUUCCGCCCUGUUACAAUGGUGCCAACUGGAAUGGUGUGGCGCUGGAUGAGUUCGCCGGGUGCGAAAGCAAUCUGGCCGCCAACCGGCAGACGCGCAUGCUCGCCGACCUGGCACUGGUCGGGUGCUACAACAAAACGUACAUGCCGGGUGCGGAACGGGACCGCAUCAUGUUGGCCAGCGCCAAGCGCAACCUAGCGGCCAUGUCCUACUUCGGUCUGACCGAGUACCAGAAGAUUUCGCAGUACAUCUUCGAGGAAACGUUCAACCUGCGGUUCGCGAUACCGUUCGAGCAGCACAACACCACCGUGUCGACGGUGACGAUGAACAGCCUGACACCGAGCCAGCGGGCCCGCAUCGACCAGCUGAACGCGCUCGACCUCGAGCUGUACGCGUUCGCAAAGAAGCUAAUGUUCCAAAGAUUCGAAAGACUCAAAGCCAAAGAUAACGACUUCGAGGUCCGGUUCGCGCAUCUGGGCAAUCUGGGCGUGCGGAGCGGCGUGACGGAGUUCAACUGGGACAGCAACAUUGACGACAUGCCUAGCAACGAGCAUCACUGA